Molecule: messenger RNA, 1443 nt
Organism: Durio zibethinus
Lineage: Eukaryota; Viridiplantae; Streptophyta; Magnoliopsida; Malvales; Malvaceae
Product: GDSL-like Lipase/Acylhydrolase superfamily protein
Molecular function (GO): hydrolase activity, acting on ester bonds
Source: RefSeq, a predicted model, not a curated record
UUUCCUGCUAGGCUGCAACUUGGUUUCUUUGCACUGAUCCGUAUAAAAUUUAGAAUCUGGUUAAUAAGAAAUGCAAUGGCUUAUCAACUUUAAUCCUACUGUUUUAUGACUUUAAAUGUUAAAGGCAAUAUUUAAUACAAGUAGUUUACAGAGAAAAUCGCCACCAAUUAUUAAAUCAACCAACACAACCGACCCGUCUGUGACUUAUUUAAGAAAUGAAGUACGGCAACAGAAGAGUCCUGGAUGAUAAUAAUAUUCACGAGUCGUUCUCUAUAAGAGAUAUAUUUUUCCUUUCCAAGCUUAGCAAGUUAGAUAGCUCAAAAAUGGUAACAACAAUCUCGACGAAGGCAGUGAUUUUGGUACAGGUUUGGGCACUGGUCUUAGCUGUACUCAUGCCAUUGCUCUCAGGAGCCGUGGAUACUCAUCAAGUGAAGCAAUUGGCAGCUAAAUUCAAUGUGACUUGUAUACUAGUUUUUGGAGACUCAAGCGUUGAUCCUGGCAAUAACAACUAUCUUGCUACGCCCAUGAAGGGUAAUUUCCUUCCUUAUGGGAAAGACUUCUUCAGAGGCCGCCCAACUGGUCGGUUCAGCAAUGGAAGGCUAGCCACUGAUUUUAUUGCUGAAGGUUUGGGUUACACAAAGGCAAUUCGACCCUUCCUUAGCAAGAGAUUGAGGCCACUUGAUAUCUUACAUGGUGUUAGUUUCGCAUCAGCUGCUUCUGGUUAUGAUGAGCUCACCGCCAAUCUCUCUAAUGUCCUGCCUGUUUCCAAACAGCUGGAGUAUUUCAGGCACUAUAAGAUACGGCUGAGUCAAUUGGUUGGUGCGAGGGAAGCAGAAAACAAUAUAAAAAAUGCCGUAGCUGUGAUGAGCAUGGGCACAAAUGACUUUCUCCAAAACUACUACUUAGAACCUGUUCGCCCUAAGCAAUAUACUUUGGAAGAGUACCAAAAUUACUUGGCCUCUUGCAUGUCUGAGGACGUUAAGACGAUGCAUAGGCUUGGAAUUACACGAUUAGUCGUUGUUGGGGUCCCUCCCUUGGGCUGCAUGCCCCUUGUCAAGACUCUAAUGGACCAGGAAACAUGUGUGGAGAAGUAUAACAAUUUCUCCUCCUCAUUCAAUUCCAAGGUAAAAGUGAAGUUGGCCGACUCGAGAACAACAUUAGGGAUGAAAAUUGGCUUCGUUGAUGCUUAUGGCAUCAUUCAGGAUGCUGUGAACAACCCCAAAAAAUAUGGUUUGACUGAAACUUCCAAAGGAUGUUGUGGAACGGGGACCGUAGAGUAUGGAGAUACAUGCAAAGGCAUGAGCACAUGCGCUGAUGCAUCAAAAUAUGUAUUCUGGGAUGCUGUUCAUCCGACAGAAAAAAUGUAUGAGAUAAUCGCUGACCAGGCCAUAGAUUCUCUCCGAGAACAGCUGAUGGGCUAGCUAGCUGAGAUUUUAGGUAGAU